AUAUUCUAAUAGCGAUUAGCAGCAGCAGUGAUAGGGUUUUCAAAAUAACAAGCUUGUGUGCUGUGUACAUAUAAAAGUCGUUAAUUUGAUGCUACUUGCACAAACUCUCAGACUUCUUGCACAAAUUCUCAGACUCCAAACCAGAGCUUCAUAGGAAGAAGGGGAAGAGAAAGUCUCUUGCUUUUACAGUGUUACGUUUGUUCCCAACCCAGAAUAAGCUAGAGGGCCACCCAAGGAAGAUACCCAGAGCUUGUUUUUGCAUGAAAGUGAAGGAACAAUGACGACCGAUCUCAGUGAUUACGCCAUCAUUAAGGAAGGAGAGGCUGAGAUUCUGAUGCAUGCUAAAAACCAAGUCUUUUACAACAAAACUCAGGUUAACAACAGAGACAUAUCAAUUGCGGUUCUGAGGGCAUUUAUUGAAAAACGCAAGGAGGAGCAUGUAGCAAGAUUGUCCAAGAAAACAAAAACAGCACCAAAGGUGUCUGAGAAAGAUGCUUCAAAUUCUGUUGUAGAAGAAGUAUCUAAUGAGUCUGAUAUUAUUGAUGAAAAAACGAAUGGAGAUUGUGAAGUGGCAGCAGAGAUAUCUCAAGAGGAACCAUGCAGCAUUUCAGAAGAACCGAACAAGGUCACAGAGGGAAAAGGACAAGUGGAACUGAAGCCACCAAGAGUUCUUGAGGCCUUGUCGGCUUCUGGUUUAAGAGCUCUUAGGUAUGCUCGCGAAGUGGAAGGGAUUGGUCAAGUUGUGGCUCUAGACAAUGAUAAAAUUUCUGUUGAAGCUUGUAGGAGAAACAUCAAGUUCAAUGGUUCAGUUGCAUGUUCAAAGGUGGAAUCACAUCUUGCUGAUGCUCGUGUGCAUAUGCUCACCCACCCAAAAGAAUUUGAUGUGGUUGAUCUUGAUCCUUAUGGUUCUCCUUCUGUCUUCUUGGACUCAGCGGUUCAAUCUGUUGUUGACGGAGGAUUGCUAAUGUGUACAGCAACUGAUAUGGCAGUGCUAUGUGGUGGUAAUGGGGAGGUUUGCUAUUCAAAAUACGGUUCCUAUCCAUUGAGAGGGAAAUAUUGCCACGAAAUGGCUUUGAGGAUCCUCCUAGCCUGCAUUGAGAGUCAUGCGAAUCGUUACAAACGGUACAUUGUUCCUGUGCUAUCUGUUCAGAUGGACUUCUAUGUUCGAGUUUUCGUCCGUAUCUACUCUUCUGCAAGUGCAAUGAAGAACACUCCCCUUAAGCUCUCCUAUGUUUAUCAGUGCAUUGGUUGCGAUUCUUUUCAUCUUCAGCCUAUUGGAAGGACUGUCGCCAAGAACAGCAGUGUAAGAUAUCUACCUGGGUUUGGUCCUGUUGUUCCUCAAGAAUGCAAUGAUUGUGGGAAGAAAUUCAAUAUGGGUGGGCCCAUAUGGUCUGCUCCUAUCCAUGAUCAAGAGUGGGUAACUUCCAUACUAUCAGAUGUGAAAUCUAUGAAGGAGCGGUAUCCUGCUUAUGAUCGCAUCUCUGCUGUACUAACAACAAUUUCAGAGGAGUUGCCUGAUGUUCCUUUGUUCUUGAGUCUGCACAAUCUCUGUGCCACACUGAAGUGUACUUCCCCAUCUGCAGUGAUUUUCCGUUCUGCUGUGAUCAAUGCAGGAUAUCGUAUAUCCGGAACUCAUGUAAACCCCUUGGGGUUAAAAUCAGAUGCUCCCAUGGAUGUCAUUUGGGACAUAAUGCGCUGUUGGGUGAAGAAUCACCCAGUGAAACCUCAGCCUCCAGAUCAAUCAGGAACCGUGAUCCUUGCUAAGGAACCUGUUCUCCAAGCUAAUUUUGCUAGAGCCGUUGCGUCUCUAAGCAAGGCACAAACCAAGAAGGUAGCACGCUUCCUUCCAAAUCCGGAAAGGCACUGGGGCCCAAAGCUUAGGGCAGGUCGUCAAAUCACCAGCAAACACAUAUCUCUCUUGGGUCCAGACGCUGUCAAUGGAGUUCUUAACCAUGAAGAGGAUGAGGAACAUAAUGCCAAGCGUCAAAAGAUUCAAGAUCAUCCCACCCCAAAUUGAUGAAAUGAACGUUUAAGUAUGUCAACCAAGUUGACCUAGAGCUCCAUACAACCGUUACAGAGAGAACAUACAUAAUCCUCAUUCCUCUUGAUUUUUAUUUGGAGACAGCGAGAUGAGGGGGAGAGAGAGGCUUCUCACGAGCCAGUAAUGAAGCCGCAGUAAAAUUAACUGGAGCGGCAACUUUCUAGUGAAUUAGAAGUCAUUUUCAGCAAUUUUGAGUUUUGAUUAGACCAUAUUUACUAGCAUACUUUUGAGUUUGUAAGCAAUUUUCUUGGAUUAUUAUUUUAUUUUAUUUAUGCAAGAGGUUGAAAAGUAAGUUUUA
Molecule: messenger RNA, 2339 nt
Organism: Prunus dulcis (almond)
Lineage: Eukaryota; Viridiplantae; Streptophyta; Magnoliopsida; Rosales; Rosaceae
Product: probable tRNA (guanine(26)-N(2))-dimethyltransferase 2
Exons: 12
Coding region: 278-2017 (579 amino acids)
Biological process (GO): tRNA N2-guanine methylation
Cellular component (GO): nucleus
Molecular function (GO): RNA binding
Source: RefSeq, a predicted model, not a curated record